Messenger RNA from Nipponia nippon (crested ibis), 4356 nucleotides. Lineage: Eukaryota; Metazoa; Chordata; Aves; Pelecaniformes; Threskiornithidae. The record is from RefSeq and is a predicted model, not a curated record.
AUGUGGACGCUGUUACUUUUUGGGGGGUCGUAUUUCACUGCCCGCCCUUUCUCCCUCUGCCCUUUUGGAUUUUCCAGACCUACGUUCCUGGUGGCAGUUCCCUGGAACAUCAGGCCUGGAGCAAACGUGACGGUUGGGGUGGCUCUGCUGCCGGACAGCCCAGCGCAGGUCAUCGUAAGGGGAGAGGUGAUCAGAGAUAACGAGACCAUCUUGAGCAGGGAAAUGGUCUUUGAGAAAGAUUCCUUUGGGACUCUUGUUCUUCCAGUAUUGCCUUUGAACAGUGCUUCUGGGAAUUAUGAAUUACUGGUGGAAGGCCAUGCUGAUGGCCGGCGCAUCUUCUCUAACCGUACCAGCUUGAUGUACAUGUCAAAGAGCAUCUCCGUAUUCAUCCAGACUGAUAAAUCUAUGUAUAAACCAGGACAAGACGUGAUGUUUCGGAUUGUCACCUUCUAUCCUGAUCUCAAACCUUACAAAGCGUCUCUGAAUAUAUAUAUCCGAGACCCUCGGAAGAAAUUGAUUCAGCAGUGGUUGAUGGAAGAGGGUGAUUUGGGUGUAGUUUCCAAAAAAUUUCAGUUAUCAAUGAACCCUCCACUAGGAGACUGGUCCAUAGAGGUGGAAGUGAACGGUCAAGUUCAUUAUCAAAGAUUUAAAGUGAUGGAAUACGUUUUACCAAAAUUUGAUGUUAUGAUAACAACACCAUUAUACUACUCUUUGAAAGAGGAAGACGUAACUGGUGUUGUCACUGCAAAGUACACGUAUGGAAAGCCAGUAAAGGGAACUGUAACAGUCACUUGCCUUUCUGUCUCUUACUGGACAAAUAAGAGAAAUAUAACAACAACAAUGGAGAUAAAUGGAUCUGUGAAUGUAACCUGUAACAAGCUUAUGUUGCAAAGCUUGAACGCUGAUCAGUCGUGGCACCAAGGAGACAGUGAUUACACAGAGCCAAUAGAAAUUAUUGCAGUGGUCACUGAGUCGCUCACAGGAAUCUCCCAAAAUUCAAGUACCAUCAUAUUUCCAAAGCAAAGUGACUAUUUUAUUGAAUUUAUGGACUACACUAGAGUUAUAAAACCGUCUCUGAACUUCAUAGCUACUCUAAAGGUGACACGUUCUGAUAGUAACCAGCUGACAGCUGAAGAGAGGCAGAAUCUUGUCACAAUCACUGCACAACAGUCAGACCUGCUUUUUCACCACUCUUCACUUUCUCACCUUGAGAAUGAGGCAACAGAGGAGAGAAAUCUGACAGUCCAUGUCCUGAAUUACACGGUCCCAGAAAAUGGAAUAAUUGAUAUUGAGUUUCCAAUCCUGUCUGAUACAAAAACUCUGAGAGUUCAGGCAGAGUUCCUCAGCAGUAGGACCGACAUAGGUGUUUAUGAUGUGUUCAGCUCCCCCAGCCAGACCUAUCUCCAGGUUAAAACAAAGAGCCAGGAUAUAAAGGCUGGGAAGCCUUUUGAGCUGAGCAUUGCAAGCAACAAGCCAGUGAGAGAGUUCCACUAUCUGGUGUUAUCUAAGGAACAAAUUAUGGCUUUUGGCACAAAGACUGCAAAAACAUUCACUUUAACAGCAGAAAAUUCCUGGGCUCCUUUGGCAUGUAUACUUGUAUUCUACGUUGAUGAGCUUGGAGUGGUUGUAAAUGAUGCUCUCACUGUCCCCAUUCAGCCUGUUUUGGAUGACAAGAUUAAAAUCUCUUGGAGCAAAGAUAAGGUCAAGCCAUCUGAGAAAGUCUCCCUUAAAAUCAGUACAACAGAACCAGGAUCAGUAAUUGGACUUGCAGUUGUUGAUAAAAGUACAAAGCUUCUAGGAGAAAGCAGUGACAUAACAGAAGAUUCUGUCUUCCAUGAGCUCAAUUUAUACAGCACAGUGCAGUAUUUCCCCUUGGUCAGAGGUUCUUUUGGUGUCUUUCAGAAAUGCAGCCUUUGGGUAUCAACUGAUGCAAUUCUUGAGGAAGAUAAGGAACAUUUUCUUUAUGGUGGAAUGAUACCCAUAGAAGAUGGUUUCGGUGAUGAUAUGCCAGUAUCUAAAAAUGGACCUCCUGAUUUCAUCAAUCUCUAUGUGAGGACACAUUUUCCAGAGACUUGGCUUUGGAUCGACACUAAAACUAGAUCUGACACAGACACCACAAUGGAAGUCAUUGUACCUGAUACCAUCACAUCCUGGGUAGCCAGUGCUUUUGUGAUGUCUGAAAACAGCGGGCUUGGAGUGACGACUGCUCCAGUGGAGCUAGAAGCUUUUCAACCUUUCUUCAUUUUCCUGAACCUUCCAUACUCUGUCAUCAGAGGAGAGCAGUUCAUUUUGGAAGUGAACAUCUUUAAUUAUUUGAAAGAAGAAGCUGAGGUUACUGUGAUCCUGGAUAUGAAUGAUGCUUUUGAAAUUAUUCUAACAUCCAAUGAAAUAAAUGCUACGGAAAAUCAACAGUCUAUAUCUGUACUAAGUGAGGAUGGGAAAACUGUUCAAUUCCCAAUCAAGCCAAAACAGCUGGGAGAGAUUCCCAUCAAAGUGACAGCAAUAUCAUCUGCUGCUUCUGAUGCUAUCAUACAGAAAGUUUUAGUAAAGGCUGAAGGACUGGAACAGACAUAUUCUCAGACAAUUCUUUUGGAUUUGACUUCAGAUUUGAAUAAACCACAAUCAGUGUCAAAAACUUUGGAUUUUACUUUUCCUUCUGAUGUUGUAAGUGGCAGUGAGAGAGUGCAGGUCACUGUUGUUGGUGAUUUACUUGGGCCUUCUAUCAACGGUUUGUCGUCAUUGAUUAAGAUGCCUUAUGGCUGCGGUGAACAGAAUAUGAUCAAUUUUGCUCCAAAUGUUUAUGUUUUGCAAUACCUGACUAAAACCAGGCAACUGAGAGAGGAUAUUAAAUCAAAAGCUGUAUCGUUUAUGAGAAAAGGCUACCAGAGAGAGCUGCUUUUCCAAAGGGAUGAUGGCUCUUUUAGUGCCUUUGGAAAUGAAGAUCCCUCUGGGAGCACAUGGUUAUCAGCUUUUGUAUUAAGAUGUUUCCUUCAAGCUCGUCCAUUCAUAGAUAUUGACCAAGAUGUACUCAUGGAUACAGCUAAAUGGAUUGUCCGGCAUCAGAAAUUAAAUGGAGAAUUUCAUGAGCCUGGGAAAGUGUUACACAGUGAUCUUCAAGGAGGCACCAAUAAUCCAGUCACUCUCACAGCUUACAUCAUGUCAUCCCUCCUAGGGUUCCCAGAUAAACAGCAUGCUUAUGUCAUCAAGAGUGCUACAAACUUUCUAGAAGAUAAAUUAGAAGAAGGCAUUUCGGAUAAUUACACUUUGGCACUUGUGACGUAUGCAUUGUCCUGGGCAAAAAGUACAAAAGCAAAGGAAGCACUGAAUAUAUUGAACCAGAGGGCAGAACGCCAAGGAGAAUUUCGUUUCUGGAUAACACCUGCUUCUGAAAUUUCUGAUUCAUGGCAGCCACGGUCUAUUGAUAUUGAACUUGCAGCAUAUGCUCUGCUCUCACACUUUCAUCAAGACAGAUUAGCAGAGGGGAUCCCUAUUAUGAAAUGGUUAAGUCAGCAAAGAAAUCACCUUGGGGGAUUUUCAUCUACUCAGGACACGGUGGUGGCUUUGCAAGCCUUGAGUCUAUUUGCAACUGUCACUACUGCAAGCAAAACAGAAAUGGAUGUAACAGUGAUAGCACCUUCUUUGAAAACUCCAGAAACAUUUUCAAUUGAUAGUCGAAAUCGUUUUCUGCUUCAGACUAAGGAGAUUCCUCCUGCACAACCAAUGAUAAUUACAGUGACAGUGGAGGGAACAGGAUUUGCUGUCUUUCAGCUCAAUGUUAUUUACAACACAAAACACCCUGAUCAGAGACUCAAAUCUGUCCGAAAACAAGAAGCCUUUGACUUGAAUGUUGAUGUAAAGGAUGACAAAGAUGAUAAAAACCAUUUGACCUUGAAUGUGUGCACAAGGUACUUGGGUUCUGGCACAGCUCCCAGUAGUGGUAUGGUCCUCAUGGAGGUUGGCUUACUCAGCGGUUUCUCUGUGUCACCAGAUUUCAUUCCAUUAGACAAGACAGUUAAGAAGAUGGAAAAGGACGAUGGAAAAGUCAACCUAUACUUAGACUCUCUAAAUGAAACACAGGUUUGUGUGGAUAUUCCGGCUGUGAGAGACUUCAAAGUGGCAAAUAUCCAAGAUGCUUCAGUGACUAUAGUGGAUUACUAUGAACCUAGGAGAAGAGCAGUGAGAAGCUACAAUUCAGAAGUAAUGCAAAGUAUAACCCCUUGUGACUUCUGUGAAAGUGAUUGCAGUCUUUGCCAACGAGAUGGUUCUCCAGCCUUGCUUCAGCACUCUUUGUUGGCCUCCUUGCUCUGUGUGCUAUUUGUCCUUCAUGUAAACAUGCUGUGCAGUUGGGUGCUGUAA